UUUAGGCAGAGGAAGGGAAAGGAAACCAGGUUCGAUUGAUCAGUGCGGUUGUCACAAUGCUUUUACUAGACUAUGAGAAUGUUCUGAUCCGGUCGCUUCUGACCGAGCGGUUCUCUGGAGCCCCGCCAGUGUCCAUCGACCAGAUCGUGUCGGAUUUCGACGGUGUUACGUUCCAUUUAUCUACCCCUGAGUCCAAAACAAAAAUUCUCAUCUCUCUCAACGUAAAAUGUUUCCGCGAAUUGGUUCAAUACGGUGCCCAGCAGGUCCUGGAACGGGAAUACGGCCCUUACAUUGUCACCCCCGAGCCGGGUUAUGACUUCUCCGUCCUAAUUGACCUAGAAAACCUUCCUGCUGAGCAGGAGGCAAAAGACGAUCUGAUAACGCGCCUUGCGUUACUAAAGCGGAACGCAAUGGCCGCCCCAUUCGAAAGAGCAUUCGACGAGUUCGCGAAGCUAUCGGAGGAGGCCUCUCACUACACCUCGGAAUCAGCACCCCAGGGGGUCAAGGAAGGGGGAGAGGUUAUGGCGAUCCAUUAUCGAGAGGAGGAAGCAAUUUACAUCAAGGCUGGCCAUGAUCGGGUCACAGUGAUCUUCAGCACAGUCUUCCGGGAGGAGACAGAUCGUAUCUUUGGCAAGGUCUUCUUGCAGGAAUUCGUCGAUGCUCGACGACGAGUUGUGACGCUGCAGAAUGCACCUCAAGUGCUCUUCCGAAACGAUACUCCCUUGGAGCUGGCGGGCGUGCCUGGUCUCCAGGACUCUGGAGAGGGCAAGAUCAGCUACAUCACCUUUGUUCUCUUCCCCCGUCAUUUGACCCCACAGCGACGCCAGGAAAACAUUUCUCACAUCCAAACCUUCCGUGAUUAUUUCCACUACCACAUCAAGGCAUCCAAGGCAUACAUCCACACAAGAAUGCGCAAGCGCACUGCCGACUUCCUGCAAGUCCUCAACCGAGCGCGUCCCGAGAAUGAGGAACGGGAGAGGAAGACCGCCAGUGGACGUACUUUCAGGGUUCAGGCAUAGCCGGACAGACAACAAUGACAUCCUUAUCUUUUAUUUGUAUAUUGUGCCCUGAAAAACGGGAUAGGAGCAUUCCGACAUAGGCAAACCAAAUAUCAGCUGUUCCUCGUGUAGGUUGCAAAUAAUGACUAGUGCGGACAUUUUGUAGCCAAAAAGGGUGACAUGAAAAGGGGAAACAAUGAUGGCUGUAGUCAGUAAGGAGGCAGCGCAUCUUCUUCCAUUUACAUGGUACUUGAUCAUUCACGGCCAUCAUUUACCGAAUUGUUUACUUUGAUUAGGACUAGUGACGGAAGAACCAGA
This is a messenger RNA of Aspergillus ochraceoroseus IBT 24754, 1316 nucleotides long. Its product is annotated as actin-related protein 2/3 complex subunit 2. Gene Ontology annotation, biological process: actin filament polymerization; Arp2/3 complex-mediated actin nucleation. The transcript is spliced from 5 exons. Gene Ontology annotation, cellular component: actin cytoskeleton; Arp2/3 protein complex. NCBI's taxonomy places the organism in Eukaryota, Fungi, Ascomycota, Eurotiomycetes, Eurotiales, Aspergillaceae. The record is from RefSeq and is a predicted model, not a curated record. Bases 57 to 1019 code for a protein of 320 amino acids. Gene Ontology annotation, molecular function: structural constituent of cytoskeleton; actin filament binding.